Messenger RNA from Naegleria lovaniensis, 1035 nucleotides. RefSeq lists its product as uncharacterized. NCBI's taxonomy places the organism in Eukaryota, Heterolobosea, Eutetramitea, Acrasida, Naegleriidae. The transcript has a single exon. The record is from RefSeq and is a predicted model, not a curated record. Bases 1 to 1035 code for a protein of 344 amino acids.
AUGAAGAGCGUCACUCCAAACGACACAACGAAAGGGCAAAGUUCUCCCAGUCGUAAUGGUGCUGGUGCUGUUAGUGCAAUUUCACAACGGAGCGAUUCUUCUCCCAGUUCAUCCAUUCAACAGCCAUCUCCUCAACGUAUUGAAAAGAGGAAACGAGGUCGACCUCGAAAAGAGCAUCCUAUCGUUCAAUUCCCAGUACAAUGGGAAUUCCGUGAUGGUACCGUCCAUCAUCGUCAUGCUACAGGAGUGUCUAGCUCGAAUCGAUCGAGGUCGUCCUCCUCUAUGGGGGACUCUUCCAUUCAAAUCUUUAAUUAUUAUCAUGACCAAGCUUCGAAUCAUAUGCAAUAUUGUAAUUUGAAUGAAGCAAGUCCUGAAAACUAUUCAUCCAUGGUGAAUCAUACGUCAAUGACAAGUUCUGCCUCCAUGGAACGAUCAAAUCCUCCUCCUCCUCCUCCUCCUCCAUGUUCCCAUCCACAACGAUCGGUACGACAAAUAUUUUCCUUUCAAAAUGUAAAUUUUCCAACCCUUAGAAAACGAUCCAAUUCGAAUAAGAGUGGAAAUUCUUCACCCAGUAAGAUGUCCUCAAGUUCAACAACAUCUUCGAAUGGUUCACUUCAUUCGAAUGGAGGAUCUUCUUCGAGUAAGAAAUCUCCAACGCGUUCGUCACCCAUUUCAAUGACCAUUUCGAAUACGACUUUGUUUUCGACGAGUACUUGGAACAUGACACCACAACAACAACAACAACCACAAAUUCAACAGCAUCCUUCAAUCGUUUCAAAUCUUGCCAAUAGGACACGAACGAAUAGUAACAACACUUUCGAUCCAGCAACACUUGUUACAAAUUCAACCACUCCUGUUCCAAUCGGAAAUUCAAGCGUUUCAACAUUUUCAAUCAUUGCUCCAAGUCAAGGAGUGGAGUCUUCUUUUCAACAAGCUAUUGCAAAUACUCAUGAGGCAUCAUCGACACCCAAUCCAGAGAGGAAAAGGCCAAUGAAAGGACGAACGCAUAUUAGUCUAAAAGAUAUCCUUAAUUAA